AUGUCUGACCCAAAUUCCAUGUGGCGUGCCGCUCGGCACCCGCCCGCGAACCCAACAUCUCUCUCAUUCAAGGACAAAGCCGUACUUGUGACGGGCGCAAACUCAGGUUUGGGUCUUGCCGCUGCCAUCAAAUAUGUAGCACAAGGUGCAUCGCCUUUGAUUCUCGGCGUACGCAGCCACGAAAAAGGCGAGCAAGCCAAGACGACCAUCAUCAACGAAACACGUUGCUCGUCCGAUAUCUUCAUCAUCUUAACCCUAGAUCUGGCGAGCUUCGAAUCCGUUCGCGACUUUGUCCAGACUCUCAACGCGAAAGUCCCACGCCUGCAUGUGGCUCAGCUUGCGGGCGGUGUUACGAAGGUCAACUAUGAAAUUACUACAGAUGGUUACGAAAGCACUCUGCAGAUAAAUGCGCUGUCUCCCGCUCUUCUAGGCUUACUAUUACUCCCCAAGCUCCAAGCGACGGCUUCAGAAUCCCCUCAUGGCGAGCCAAGCCACCUAUCCUUCGUCAACAGCAUCGCACACCUAGAAGUUAAAUCUACGGAUCUAUCACCAGACCAGACUUUGAUCGAGCUAUGCAACGACUCGUCGAAAUGGGACUUCCAAAAGCAGUAUUUCCUUCUACCGUUGGCUGCCAAAGCGGCGAUGGCGGUCACAUUAUUUGUUAUGGGGCGCAGUGCGGAGCAAGGAGCGCGGACUAUGGUUAGCGCUACUGGUCUGGGGCCGGAAAGUCAUGGCAAGUUUUGGACAAAUGACAUUUAUCCACCGUAG
Molecule: messenger RNA, 768 nt
Organism: Mollisia scopiformis
Lineage: Eukaryota; Fungi; Ascomycota; Leotiomycetes; Helotiales; Mollisiaceae
Product: NAD(P)-binding protein
Exons: 2
Coding region: 1-768 (255 amino acids)
Source: RefSeq, a predicted model, not a curated record